CACACACACAUACACAGAGACACACGCGCAGACACACACGCACACACAGACACGCGCGCACGGCACAGACAGUGGUGGCUGGGAGCACGCCGGCGGGUGAGAGGCAGAGGACGCGUGUGAGGAGUCAGCGGCAGCACCGGCGGAUGGAAUUCCCUCUCCUGCCGUCCGAGCCGGUCGGCGCUCCCCGGCCACGCUGGCGAGGAGAUGCAGUGAAUCGGCCCUGAUGUGAUGCAGCAAUAGGCGAUGCACUCCGGCUACCGGUGCCGCGCUGCAAACCACCGUCGCUACUUUCCCCUCCACAGGAUGUGAGAGCGGUCAGAGGCCGCUAUGUGAAGGAGAUCAGUGUUUGCCAAGCCGACCCUUGGCGACUGCCGGACAGUCGGGAGCCGGGAAGGAGCAAAAACACGGACUGUCUGAGGGUCCCCAAGGAGCGGACUGGGAAACGCUGAAGUACAUCAUUUUGCCGUCUAUCCUUCAUCGCUGUGCUUCUCAGGUGAAACAGCAGGAUGGUAGCCGAGGCGGCCAAUGAGGACACACCGAAGCGAUGGAGGAGACAACCCCUGACCCGGCCUUUGUCGACGUGGACCAGGGGCUGACCCUGGCAUGCAUCGCCUUCCUCUGCUUCCUGCUGGUGGCCAUGAUCAUCCGCUGCGCCAAGGUCAUCAUGGAUCCGUACAGCGCCAUCCCCACCUCCACCUGGGAGGAGCAGCACCUGGAUGACUAACGGGGGGGGCGCAGCGGAUGGGUGGGGGGAAGCCCCCCCGGGACGUGCCGGUGAACCGGCAGAAACUGGGCAGAGAAGCCCCAGAGAUUCCCAUGGGCCUCGCCUGAUGGAGGGAAAAGGCCUGCAGUCUGGCUUGAUCUGGUGGGGGGGCAUUUUUACCCUGCAUUAUAAGGACCCUGACCCCAUUAAAAGAACCCCCCAAAAGAGAGGGCCAACGAAGAGCCUCAUGAUGGACGUGUUAAACAGAUCCUGUGUCAAAUGGGGAGACGUCUCCCCAUUUCCCGUUCCGGAUCAUUCCGGAUCAUUCCAGAUCGGGGGAAGUGGUUAUGUUUCAUCCAGUCAAAAAUGUUACCUGCACAUUGGAAUUAAAGAAGCGUGUCUCUGUAAACACAAACAUCAUCCAUCUUGCCAAAACAUCUCACUUAUAUGCUUUUCAUAUUGUCCAGGUUAAUAGGAUGAUAUUUUUGGCAGGUAUGUCGGACGAAAGGUAACAUUCAUAAUACUUCUGUAUUCACACUCUCUGGUUUAACCGCUAGCUCUGUGGAUAUACCUAGACAGCAUAAGUUGCCAGAACUGACUUUGGGAAAUUUAGCUGAGGUUUUUGAAAUGUUUGGUCAUAAGCAGGGGGCCCCACAGUUGACUGCCAAAAGCCACGGGAUUCAUUACUCACUUUCCUGGAAACAUUUAAUUCAUAUGCGUGAUGAUUUGAGUUAUAAUUUUGAGUCUCUGUAGCUGCUCUCCUCCAGUCAUUUGCAGGUGACUUUCUGAGAGUAUAGGUCUGUCUAUAAAAUCACAUAUAAGACCAUCUUACUGAAGCCAGAGCGAAAAUGGACAUUCUGUUCCAGCACUGAAAACCAAAGCGGUCAUGAGCACUAUUGGUUGAAGGAGUAACACGGGGGCACAAAUCAAACUGUCUCUCCCAUGCUUAAGGGGUCUGACCAAGCAGCCAUGUCAGCUGCUCUAAGUACCUUCUGGUACCGUUGAGUUAUGUCUCUGAGAAGUGUUUCAAACCGCUCACAAGAUCACAUCCUCGGUUGCAUGCCACAAAGAGCCUUAGCCAAAGCCACAGAACCAUCUUUAAACCUCAGCACACUGUGAGGGGCAGAACCACAGAGCGCAGUGCAAACAUUGACAAGCAAAAUUCAGCUUGUAGUGGGUGUAACAUUCAGCAGACAAAAAAACUGACCAUUAAAAUCAGUAUUAAAAUA
Molecule: messenger RNA, 1932 nt
Organism: Paramormyrops kingsleyae
Lineage: Eukaryota; Metazoa; Chordata; Actinopteri; Osteoglossiformes; Mormyridae
Product: cortexin domain-containing 1 protein
Source: RefSeq, a predicted model, not a curated record